Ostertagia ostertagi is the source of this 513-nucleotide messenger RNA. The record is from the annotation of a GenBank genome assembly. Lineage: Eukaryota; Metazoa; Nematoda; Chromadorea; Rhabditida; Trichostrongylidae.
AUGGAACAACGUGACUUUCUGAAAGCGAAAGACAUUCGACUUGGACGACAGUUCCUUAUUCUGCUUGCCAAUGGCGCUGUUUUUGCUACGCAGUUCUUUGCGAUCAGGAAGAUGGUCGAUGUCAACUAUCCUGGCCUUUCAACUGGUGGUACGGCAUGGUUUACGGACUUAACGAUUGCAGAUCCGUACUAUGCGUUACCAUUGAUCAGUGCCGUGACGAUGGGUUUAGUAACUCGGGUCGGGAUUGAAAUGGGCACUUCUUCUGAUCAGAUGACGCCACUGAUGCGAGUAGGGAUGCAAUAUGCUCUACCAGUCGUAAUUUUCGCUGUUAGUUCGCAGUUCGCUUCGGGCCUUUGUGUGUACUGGUGUGCGUCGAACAUGAUGUCUCUUUUCUAUGCGGGCGCAUUUCGAACGCCAGCAAUCCGAAAGUUGUUCAAUAUUCCGCCGUUGGUGCGUGAUCCCACCACACAAAAGAAGAAAAAUGCGUUUAAAGAGAUUAUGUCAGGUUAUAAA